AUGAAGAAAUCAUUAAAAAAAAUUAAGUUAAAAUUAAAAAAUAAAAAAAAGAAAGGACAUUUUGUUUCUUUUUAUGAUAGAAUAAAAGAAAUUAAUGAAAAAGAAAAGUUGGAGGUACAUAAUUUAUUAAAUGAUAAUAAAUACGAUGUUUAUUUAAAUUCAUAUAAAAUUAAUAAUGAAUCAGAUAAUAUAGAAGAUUUGAAAAAAACUAAUUUUUAUAUAGCUUUAUGCGAAUACCCAAAAAAUUGCUACAACAACGAUUUUAAAAAAUGUUGCAAUGAACUAUUAAAAUAUUCAAAAAAUUUAAUGGUAAUUUUGCUAAACAAAGAUAAGAUUUUCAUCACUCUCUUAAAAUAUAUAAAGAAUACUAAAAUUGAAACUGAUGAAUGUUAUUUCUAUAAAUUAUUGGUUAUAUUAAUAAAGGAUUUAAAAGAUGAAAGUAAAAAGUAUAUGGAACAAAUAUUGAAAAUUUUAUAUGAUAAAAUAAAUUUUAAUAAACUUGACUUAUUGGAAGAAAUAUUUAAUACUUAUGCGAAUAUAUUUCGUAUUAUGAAUAAAAUAAUUAUUAAGAAUAUUGAAAAAUAUUUAAAAUUAUCCUUACCUUUAUUAUGCCAUCGUAAUAACAUAAUAAAAAUUUUUAUUGCCGAUAGUUUUUCCUAUUUGUUAAGAAAAUUAUCAUUGCAUGAUCUUAUAUUAUGUUUUCAUAAAAUAUAUUCUUUCUUCAAUUUUGUAAAAAAAAAUAAAUUAAGAGAUUAUUCAGAAACAGUUAGCCUUUUGAUGCUAGAAGCUUUAAAAGUAGACAACGAAAAAUUAUCCAAGAGAACAUUAUCUUUUCUAAAAUAUAUAAUUUAUGCAAUUUUUUUAAAAGAAACAUAUUAUUGUGAUGAAACAAAUAAUUAUUAUGAACAUAUAGAUAUCAAUGACUUUUAUUUUAUAGAAAAAUCAAUUUUUUCCUUUUUUAUAGAACUAUAUAAUUUUAUUAAAAAAGGAACGUUUGAAUUUAUAGAAAUUUUUCUAACGUUUAUUCUAAAAAGUUAUUUAUCAUUAUUUAAUAAAUAUUAUAAUGAUAUAUUAUUUUCUUUUAAAGAUGUAGAUAAUUUAAAUUCGGUCACAAGAGAAAAUCUUGGAAAUGAUUUUAAAAAUAUUACUUUAAAUAAUGCAGGAAAAAUUAUUUAUUCAAUUUAUAAUGAUCAUUUUCAUAUAUGCAAUCAAAAAAGUAAUGAAGUAAAGAAUGAUAUGUUAGAUUGUAACACAAAAUUAAACGAUACAAAAAGUGAAGUAAAUAAAGAUACAAAUUUUUCUAAUUUUCAAGACAGUAUAAUUUUUAUUAAAGAUAAAUUUUAUGUAUCUACAAAUUUUUUUUUAAAAAAAAUACUAAGUAUAUGGUUAGAAAAAAAUAAUGAAAAGAAAAAUAUAAUAAUAGAAACAUCUUUAAAUGAACUAAGUAAAUAUGCUCAAAACUUAAAUAGUUUAAAAUUAAAUUAUGUGAGUUUUUUUUAUAUAUGGAAUUUAUAUGAUCAUGCUUUUUUUUUAUUAAAUUAUUAUUCAAAUUACAAUGAAAAUAUGAGAAAUAUUUAUAUUUCGCUUGUUGAAAAUUUUAUGCUUAUUUUAAAGGAAGAUAAAAAUAGCAACAAUAUUUUUUAUAAAUAUUUAUUAUGUUUUUUUAUUCUUAAAAUAGAUGAACUUUUAAACAAAAAAAAUGUAAGCAAUAAUGAUAUAUGUUAUCAAAUUUUUUUCAAAUUUUUAUUAACUAACAUAGUAAUGGAUCAUGAAUAUAUUAACACAUAUAUUUGUCAGAAAGAACGAUAUGUAACUAAUGCAAUCACAUUUUCAGAUAAACAAAGCAACUUGGAAGACAAAAAUAAGGUACACAUUUUAGAUAUAGAUAUAUUAGAAGACAAUUUUGAAAAAACAAAAUGUCAAAAAGAAAUUGAUGACUUCUUAAAUAACGUCUAUUUAUGCAAAUUAUUCAUUUUUCACGAUCUUAUAAAAAAUAUACAAGAAAACAGUAAUAAUAAGAAUAUCAAUAUUGUUAAAGAAAAGGAAUACUAUGAAGUUAAUAAAAAAUAUAAUAAUAAUGAUAAUAAAAAAGAAAAUAAUAAUUUUACGAAUAUUUAUAAUUAUAAUGAUAGUUCUUUAUUAAUAGAUGUAGAUAAGGAUUUCGAAAAUUUAUUUAUAUUUAUAUAUGAUCAAAUAAAAGGAUUGAAUUUAAUAUUAAAAAACAUUAACGAAAAUAUAAAUUCUGAGAUUGAUACAAAUAUAAAAAAUACAUUGAACAAAGAUAAACUUAUUUAUGUAAGAUUAGUAAUACUAUAUUUAUUUGCUUUUGUUAAUUUAUUAGCAGAAAUAAAUAAGAAUUUUUCUAUUUAUACAAAAGGUAAUAAAGAAAAUUAUUUUUUAGAACUUUACAGCAUAUGUGAAAAUCUUGAAAAAUUAAAACAAAGCAGCUUUUUAUUAAGUCAUUAUAUAGAUAACAGAUAUUGCGAAAUUAAAAUAUAUAUAAAUAGUAUUAUACUUGAUAUAAUUAAUAUUGUAAUAAUUUCAGUAAAUGCAAGUAAUAAUAUAGAUGAUAAUAUACUUUCAAUUAACAGUACAUUUCUAAUAAAUUUUUUAAAUAAAUGGGGAAAACAGGAAAUUUAUUUUGUAAAUUUUUUAAAAAAAUUUCGAAAUAUAAUAACAAAUUUAUAUGAGUUUAAUUACUUCAAAGAUAAAACAAAUGAAAUAUUUUUAUAUUUAAAGAUUUUAAAAAAAUUUAUGAUAUUUUACCAUACGAUAAACAGAAAAGAAUUGCUACAGUUAAUAAGGUUACUAAUAUAUAUAUAUGUAGAAUUGAAAUCAAAUAGAAGUAAUUUAGAUGACAAUAAUAUAUGUAUAAAUAGACUAUAUGAAAAAGUAUUAUAUGUUUUUGAUUGUUUGAUAUAUUUAGAAAAUGAACGAUAUUUACCAACCUAUGAAAAAAUAUAUAAUUCAAAAAUAAUGGAUAUAAUAAAUUAUUUUGAUGAAUUAAAAAAUUUUAAUUUUUUAAAUGAAUAUUUAUUUAAAAUUACUACAAAAAUAUGUAUUAAUGAGUUAAUUAUGUUAUUAAGUGUUAGUUUAAUUACUAUACCUAAAUCUAUUAUUUCUUCUUUAAAGAAAUUUUUUUUGAGUUACAAUAUCGAAAAAAAAAAAGAUGAAAAAGAUGAUUAUUAUUCGGAAUAUUACUUUUAUAUAUUAAAUAAUAUAUUUAAAGUUAGUAAAAAGAAAUUACAAAUAAUUGAAGAGUUAAUAGGAAAAAAAGAAAAACAAAAUAACGAAUUAUUAAAAUAUAAUAGUUAUGAAAAUGAUAUUACUCAUAAUUUUGAAAAUAAAAAUAAAAUAGACAAUUUACAUAUUAACAACCUCUGUGAUAAUGAAUCAAUUAUUGAAAAUAUAAAUAGAUAUAAUUUUUUAAGAGAAGGUUUAAAUGAAAAUAAUAAUAAUGAUAAUAUUAUUAAUACUAAAAGUAGUUAUGAUAUUACAAGUAAAAUAUUAGUUGAAAAUAAUAAUUUAAAAAAUAUUGUUAUAUUUAAUAUAAAGAAGUAUGAAGAAAAAUUACAGUAUUAUUUAAAUAUGAAGGAAAACAGUAGUUUAAUUUUUCUAACAGUCGAAGAAUUAGAUAUAGAAAAUUCUCUACAAAAUAUUUUAAGUACAUUUGAUUUAUUAAUAGUUCCCUUCAUAAAUACCGUUAAUGAAACUUUUAAAAUUAGAAUAUUAAAUAUUUUUACAUGGAUUGUCUCAUAUAUAAAUACUAAGUGUAACAAUUAUAUAUAUAAAUUAAAAUAUUAUAAAUUGAUUAAUGCAUUAUUUGAUAUUGCUAAUAAUAUGAAUAAUUUAUUUAUUAAUUAUAAAAGUAACAUACAUAAGAAAAAAAAUUUACAGAAUACUAAAUCUAGUUCAUAUCUAAUUGAUCAAAUUAAAUUAUCAAUUAAAUUAUUUAUAAGUAAAUUUAUAUAUAAUAUGCAUAUUUUAAGAACUCCAAAUAUUAUAAAAUUUAUUAAUAUUUUAUGCUCAUAUAAUGAAAAAUUGAAUAAUUAUAAAAAUGAUAUUGAAGAAAUAUUAUCAGAAAAAAAUAUCAAUUUUACUAAGCUACUAUUAAAUAUAAAAGAAGAAGAUACUAAUUUUAUUACACCUCUGUUAAUUAAAAUAAUUUUUUGUUUAUUAAAAAAUGAAAUGAAAAAGGGAAGUUAUAAAUUAAAGAGAAAUAUAAUUUUUUAUUUAUCUAGCAUUUCUUGUAAUAAUUAUUGUUAUAUUUUUUUAUCUUCUAUAUAUUCAUUUGUAAAUAUUUACAAGAACAAAAUUGAUUAUAAUAAUUUACUGAAAUAUGGAGAUAAAGAAGAAGUUUUAAUCAAAUUUUUAAAUGAAGGCCAAAAUAAUUUUUGUAAUAAUUGGAAUUUCUUUUAUGAUAUAAAAAAUAUUAGCAUAAAAAGUGACAAUGGUAAUGAAAAUAUUUUUUUCUAUGAAGAUAUUUUUAAUCAUUCUUAUUGGUGUUAUAAUGACUUUAUAAUUGAAAUAAAAAAGGAUGCAUUAUUUAAAAAUUUUGUUUUCAAAAAAAAUUUUAAUUUAUUAAUAGAAGUGCUAAAAAUUAUGAAAUAUAAAUUAAGUUCCUAUUUUGAACUCUUCUUUCAUAUUUUUAUUACAAUAUCUUACUAUAUUAAUAGCUAUUAUUAUUUAAAAAAAAAAUUAAAAUUGAAAAAAUUAUUUUUAACAAUUAGGCAUAUGGAUGACAAAAACAAAUAUAAUUAUGAUAAUUUUGAAGACAAUUUAUCAUUGUAUGAUAGGAAAAAUAAUAACCAUGCUGUCAUUUUAGAUGAAGUAAAAAUAUGGGAUAAUGAUAAUAAUUCAAAAAUAAUUCAGAACAGUUCUUUAACCAAUAUGAAAAUUAUUGAAUUAAAUACAAAAGACAAAUAUUUGAGAAAUAUACAUAAAAAAUGCAUUGAAAGUAUUCAAUUCAUUAUGCUUAAUUAUGAAAAUGUGAAAUAUAAUUUACAUAAAGCUAAAAAUUUUUUUACAUUUUUAUUUUACAAAAAUAUAAAAAGUAUAGGAAAAAAAAAUUUAUUCUUAAAUAUUUUAUUUAAUAUUUGGUGUAAAAAUGAAGCUUAUUAUGAUUUUUAUAAUACUGUUAUACCUAAUUCCAUCUUAGUGCUAAUUAAAGUUAUAAAUAACAAAAAGAUUACUAACAAGUUAAGUGAUAACGAUUGGGAUAAUAUGAUUGAUAAGGUUUUUAAUAUUAUUUUGCGUUUAUGUGGCUAUGAUGAUGACGAUGAACUAUUUAAAAGAAAAACUCAUAAAAAAAAUUAUGAUUUAAACUAUAAAAACAAUAUACAACUUAUGUUAUCAAAUGAAGAAAAAAAUUGUGAAUCACGCUUUUCAAAUGGAAUAAAAAUAUUAAAACCUUAUAUUUCUGAUAUUGUAUCAUGCAUUAAGAAAGUAAUUUUUAGAAGAUAUAAACUUUUUUUGAAUAAAAGAAACAAUAUAAUUUUAAAUAAAAAAAAAAUGAACGAAAUAAAAAUUAUUAAUAAUAAGGAACUCCAUAUCUUAAUUGAAUUAUCAUCUAUUAACAAGAAUCAAAUAAAUAAUAUUCAUAUUAUUAAUUUAAUAAUUACUUUUGUAUUAAUGAAUAGGAAGUCUCUACAUUGUAAAAAUAUUGAUUAUAUUAAUAAAAUAAAAUUAAUACUAAUUGCUAUUACAAAAUUAAUUAUUAAUAUAUCAAAAAAUGAAUACUCUAUGAUUAAAAGAAAAAAAAAAAUCUUUAACUUUUCUUGUAACAGAAAUUCAUUUACCGAAAAUGAUCUAUUAUCAAAAAUGAAAAUAAAGGAAAAAAAAAUAACAAAUAAGGACCUGCACUGUUCAUCUUAUUUUUAUUAUAGUUCACGUAAAUAUCAUAUUUGCUUAAAAUUAAAAAUAAUGUUAUAUGAAAUUAUUCAAAGAUGCUAUGAUUUAAGCUGCAGAACUCUAGUUGGUAAUCUCUUAAUUAUAAUUGGUUGUAUUUUUUUAAAAAUAAGAAAUAUUAAAAAAUAUCUAGAAAUUUUUAAAAGAAAUGUUAGUUUAUUUUUGAAGAGAACCAGUGAGUUAAAUUAUAAUUCUAAGAAUGUUUUAAAGCACAUAAUAAAAAUACCAUUAAAAACUGAAAAAAUCAAAAAAAAUAAGUAUUAUUCUUUUCUUCAAAUAGCCCAAAUAUUCUAUAGUCUAAAUAUUUUCAAUACAAAAAGUCCUUAUCAAGAAUAUGAUUCUGAUAUUCAAUUUUUGAUACUGCUUGAUCUUUGUAAUAUUAAAUUAUCUUCUAACAUAAUUAGUUAUACACAAAAUAAUGGUGAACAUGCAAGGGAAAAUGGAAUUACUAAUAAAAGUGAUAAGGAUAAAUUAUAUUAUUCAAAAUUAGUAUAUAAAAGAGAUUGUAAAGAUAUUGAAAAGAAAUACAAGAAGCUUACAUUUGAGUAUUUAUUUUUAAAUAGUAAUAAAAUAUUUCUCGAAAUAUUAAUAAGACAUUGUUUAUUUCUUAUAUUUAAUGAACAAACAAAUGAGAUGGUAAGAGAUAAAUCAAUUCACUUUAUUUUAUUUUUUACCGAAUUAUUAAAAUAUUUAUUGGAAUGUUAUGAAAAAAAAAAGAGGUAUGAUAAUAUGAUAAUUGAAAUUAAAAUUUAUAUUCAUUUUGUUAUUAAUAUAAUAAUACCCAAAGCAUUAAAUGCAUUAAAAAGAAAUAUAAAUGAUUUUACAAAGAACUCUCUUCAGAUAACACUUAUUUCUUCAAAAAAUAUAUGCCCAUAUAUAAAAAUAUUAAAAUCUUUAAAUAUCGAUACAUUUUUAAAUGAUAUAAAAUAUUCUCAUAUUAAAAAUAAUUUAUUAAAUGAAAACAUAAACUCAUUUAGUUUUAACACAUUAAAAAGAGAAAAUGAGAUGGAACGUUACAGUAAUAAGAAGGAAGACAUGACUAAUAUUAAAAUUCUAGAAAAGUUACUAUUUUACGAUUUAUAUGAUAAUAUGGUUGUUCAAAAUGAUUCAAAUAAUAAAAAAAAAAUAAAUCAUAAGGUUAAUACAAUAAUUGAAAAUAUAAUAGACUUAAAAUCUGAAAAUAAUUCUGAGGGUAUUAAAAAAUUAACUACCAUUAUACCUCGCUUAUCAUUCUAUACAAUACACAAAAUAGUAAUUCCAUUAUCUUUAAAUUAUAUUCUUCAAACAAAUUCUAAAAAAGAAACAUAUGAUAAAAUUCUUAGUUUGAGUAGUAUAAAAUUACUGGGAAUGUGUGCUGAAAAAGUAUAUAUAAAAACUAUUUACAAUUUAUUAACAUUAUUACUGUUGGAAUUAAAAAAAAAUUCAUUCAAUAAAUUAUACAUUGAAAAAACCAUUAGUCACAUAGUGAGGAAAUAUAAUUUUAAAGAAUUUCAAGAACUAGAAAAUGAAUAUGAUGUAACUUCUCUACAAGUUAUAAACGAGAGUGAAAAAACAAAAAAUUGUAAUGAAAUAGGAGAUAUUAAAAAUGAAGAUGAAAGAAUUAUGGAUAAAAAUUUAAGUAAUAUAAACGGUAAUAUAGAAAAUGAUGGAGAAAAAAAGCGAGAAUUAUGUAAAGCACAAAAUUUGAAUGAAGAAAAUAAUACCAAAAAAAUUAAUGAAAAAAAAAGAUAUAAUUUAUUUUGCGAUAAAUUUAUUCAAAAUAUACUUCCUCAGUUAAAAUAUUUAAUGUUUGAUAGAAGGUUGAUACAUGAAAAAAAAAAAAAAAAAAAUUACAUAAAUGAUUUAGUUGUUGAUUCUAGCAAUAAAGAUGUAGUGGCAAAACCAGACAUUAUACUAUCCUAUUUAGUUAUAUUAAAUAAAAUGAAUUAUAAUUUUCAAAAAGAAUUACAUAAAAUUAUAAAUAAAUUAUGCUACUGUUUGUCAUCCAAAUUAAAUAUUAUAAGAAGCGAAUCAAAAAAAACAUUAUGUUUUAUAUCCAUGUAUCUCGGUUUGAAUUACUUUGAUUUAAUUAUAAAGCAAAUGUCUGAUUAUUUAACAAAAGGGUAUCAUAUUCCUAUAUUUUUAUGCACUGUUAACUCUAUAUUAGAAUCUGUACUUUAUGAAAAAGAAAAAUUUUUGGAUAGAAAUUAUUUAAAAAUUAACUUUAAUAUAAUAAACGAAAGUAACUUAAAAAAAAAUGAACAAAAUAAUCUAGAUCACAAUAGUAAAGGGAAAAAAAUAAGAAUGGAAGAAAAAAAUCAAUAUGAUGAUUUUUGUUCAAACAUUUUUAAUAUGAUUAAACUAGAAAUAAUAAAUGAAAUAGAGAAAAACACAGAAGAUGUUAAUAAAAAAAAAAUUAAAAGAAAAACAAAAGAAAGCAAAAAAACAUAUGGAAGUAAUAUAAUAAAACUAUUAACAAAUAUAGUAUCAGAACAAUGUAUAGAAAAUAAUAUUUUAACAUUUUUAGAGAGCUUAUUUAGUGGUGAAUCUUUUGCAAAUAAUGAAGUAGAUAAAAAUUUUAUAUUUAAGAAAAAAUAUAUAUUUAUAAUUGCGUCUUAUUUUAAUGAUUUUAUAAAAGGUAUAAAGGAAAAUAAAAAUUUAACUUCCAACUUUAUGUUAAACAUCAUUUACAAGCUAUUGAUAAAAUCUGUUUAUUUUUUUAAAGGAGAUACAUAUGAAAAUUUACUUGCUGUUAUGAAAAAUUCAGAUUUGCUAUUAUAUAAGUAUGAAAUGUUAAAUAAUGUAAAUAAUUUUAAUAGUUUUAAAAAAAACUUGCAAUUUUUUAUUUCCAUAAAAAGUUCACAACAAAAAUAUUUGGGUUAUAAUUAUGAGUAUAAAUUUAUUGAAUAUCCUCAAAAAAAAAGUAACUUGAAUAUAAUAGAAGGGUCAUUUCAAGAAAAAAAUAUAUAUGAUUCAAUUAACAAAACAAAAAAAUAUGAUUUCAAAGUACAUGGAGAAGUUUUAGCCAGAAUGUCUUUAAAGUUAUUACUAUUCAUAAUUAAAAAAUCAAAUGAAUUUUUCUUUAAAGAAAAAGAUAAAUCAGAUGUUCCUUCAUCAAACAUAGAUGAAAAUUUAAAUAAUACAAAUUAUCAAAUAAGUCAUAGCAAAAUUAAUAAAAAUAUAAAUGAUUUAUCAAAUUAUAACAAAAAAGAAAUAAAUGAAAAUUCAAUUCUAAAAACUGCAAAUAUUAAAAAAUCAGAAGAUACAUCUAAUAACAAUUUAGGUAAAAAGGAUGCAGUCGCAUUAAUAGAUAAAAUUGAAUCAAAAAAAAAAGAUGAAUGUUCACGCUUUAUUGAUUUUGUUCAUGUAAUUGAACCAUUACUUGUUUAUUGUUUUUGUUAUGGUAAAGGAGAUGUAUUUAUUUUAUCUUCUAAAUGUAUUAAAAAUUUAAAAGGAAAAAAAUAUGCUGAUUUUAAGAAUUUUGGUAAAUUAGUUAUUUUGUCAUCUAUUGAUAUAUUAAAAAAUAUUCCUAACUAUUAUAGUAAAGAAUUCGACAAACUUAUCUUAUCAUGUAUUGACACCAUGAUUUAUUUAAUAAAAAAUAAUAAUAAAAGUGAUAUUAUGUCUUGGUUAAAUUCAGAUGUUUUAAAUGAUAUUAGUAAUAAUUCUAAUAAUAAUAUUCAAAAGAAUAAGAGAAAAAUAGAAAGUAGUGAUGAAAAUAAAAUAAAAAAUCUUAAACGACAAAAAAAAUUAAAUUAUUUAUUAGAUGAAAAUGUACUUUCUGAAUGCUAUAAUGAUAAGGAUAAUGAGUUAAACGAAGAAUAUACAUGUUCAUUAAGAUAUUGUUUAAUAAAUCAAAUAUCAUUACUUCUAGAUAGUAAAAAUCAUGUAUGGGAGUUGUUAACAUUAUUCAAAAAUUGUAUAUUACGAGAAGAUAUAAAUAAUAUUAUUAAAGAUGGGACAAUUUUUUUGAAAAUCAAUAGUUGCAUAGAUCAAAUUUUUAUAAUAAUGAUUGAAGAAUCACAUAACUUCAAAUUAUCUUUUUUAUGUGGUCAGAUUUAUAUUGAUUUUUUGAUGAAAUUCCCUUUAUCAAAAAAAGAAAAAAGGAAAAAAUUUUUUGCCAUAUUAAAUAACUUAAAUGAUGAAAAUGAAGAUUCUAGGAUUGCUAUUUUAAACACUAUAUAUAUAUUUUUAAAUAGAACUAACGCGAAAUUACUAAAAGAAGAAUUUUAUUUCAUUACUUUUGCUAGUUUGUUAACUAAUUUUUCUAAUGAGAAUAAUUUCAAAUGUAAAAAAAUGUAUGUAUUCCUCAUAUCAUUAUUAUUUCAACAAGUAAAUGAUUUAAAUUAUAUUUUUAAUUCAUAUAAAAUUUUAAAAGAUAAUUUGUCAUUUAGCACAAAAGCUUCUUUCGCAUAUUCAUUCUUAUAUUUAUUGCCUAUAUUUACUUCCUUUUUUUAUAAUAAAAUUCCUGUUUAUUAUAAAAUAAUUCUAAAUGAAAUAUCAAAUAAAAAUGAACAGUAUAUAUCAAAAGAUGAUCAAAAAAACAUAAAAGAUAAAAUAACUCAAAUUUGUGUAGAAGAAAAAAAUUAUAUAAAAUAUAAUGGAGAAAACGGAAAUAUUUCUUUUCAAGAAAAUUCCAAAAAUCAAUUUGACACUAUUCGUAAUCAUUUUGUAUGUGAAUUAUUAAAUUAUUGUAACAAUAAAAGUAAAAAGAAAAAUAUGAAUGAAGAAAAAAAAAAAAAAAAUCUCAAUAAAAACGAAUUUGAUUUUGUACAAGAUAAGAUUGUUUUUAUGCAGAACCAGUUAGAAGACUUAUUUUUAUCAUUAAUGACUCAUUUAAUUGAUGAAUAUUUUUCAAAUAUAAAAACUGUUAUGAAAGAAGAUAAAAACAUAAUUAAUAUAUUUACUUCCAUUGAAAAUAUUACAUAUUUCUGUAGUAAAUAUGAUAUAUAUAAAGAAAUGAAUAAGGAUAUUGUAUAUUUAUUUUAUAAAUCAUUAGAACAAAUUUUUUCUUAUAUGGAUAUUAAUUUAAUAGAAAAAUUAUUACAUGAAAAGUAUGUUCACGAAAAGUACAAAUCAUUUUUUUUUAAAAUUAAUCAAAUAACAUAUUCUAAAAAAAUUUGUAUAAAUGGAAGAAAUAUAUGUAAUGAAAAUAUUUCUGAAAAGAAUAACAUAAAAUGUAAUGAAGAAAAAAAUGAAAACGAUAAAUUAAUAAAUGAUUAUAAAAAUUACGAAAAGCUAAUUUUAUAUUUUUUAUAUUUUUGGAUAUUAAUAUUUGAAAAUGGGCUUUUUAAUAAAAAUCCUUAUAUACAAAUUAUAUCAAUAAAAAUAGUUUUGAAUUAUAUUAAUAAGAAAAUGAAAUUUGCAUUUUUUCCAUUAUUACUAGUUAAAUUAUUUUCUUCCACGAAAUUUAUUAUUAAUGUAAUUAUUAAAAAACUUUUAUCAUUACUUUUAAAUUCUUUUUUUCUUGAACAUUUUUACAUAUAUUAUAAGGAAGUAAGCUUUUUACUUUCAGAAAUAUGCAAAAUUUUAAUUUAUCAUCCGUGGAUAACUAAUGGAUAUGAAGAGGAUCAAAAUAAUGGAAAUAAUAAAUGUAUAUUUCAAAAUUCUAUAAAAUUACAUCAUUCAAUAAAAAUGAGUAAUGAAGUAAAUAAUACUGAAUUAUAUGAAAAUCAAGAGAAAAGUAAAGUUGAAGAUAACUUGUUAAAAACAUCUUUAUUACAAAACCAUAUCGUUUCUUCAAAACAUGAAAAUAAUGAAAUAUAUGACUCAAGUGAUGAUGAGGAAUAUAAAAAAGUGAAUAUCAUUUUACACAAUACAGAAAAUAUAGAAACAACAACAAAUAUGUGUAAUUAUCAAAAUGAUAACCAAAAUACAAUUAGAGAAAAUAUUAAAAUAACUAAAGAAAUAUUAUCAUAUAGCAAAUUUUUUUUAAUUAUAGUCACACUAUCACGAGCAAUAAAUUUACAUUUAAAAAAUAAAAAAAAUUCAUUCACAAGAAUAUUAACUAUUUUAAAUACUUAUAAAAAUAUAAUUAAUGAUUUUCCAGAAGAAUUAUGGAAUUCUGAAAAUGGUAUAAUUAGUAAUGUCAUAAUGCCAUUAUAUAAAAUAGCAUCUUUAGCUAAAAAAAGAGAUUUUGUAGAAAAUGAAAAAAUUUUUGAAGACAGUACAUAUAAAAAAUAUAUGUAUUUAUCAAGUUUUUCAUGGAAUAUUAUUUCUCUAUUAGAAAACAAAUUACAUAAUAAGAAGGACGUUUUUAAUAAAGUUUUCAUUCAUAUAAGACAA
Messenger RNA from Plasmodium gallinaceum, 12171 nucleotides. Its product is annotated as conserved Plasmodium protein, unknown function. The record is from RefSeq and is a predicted model, not a curated record. The annotation marks the transcript as partial. NCBI's taxonomy places the organism in Eukaryota, Apicomplexa, Aconoidasida, Haemosporida, Plasmodiidae. The transcript has 3 exons. Gene Ontology annotation, cellular component: small-subunit processome; 90S preribosome; nucleolus.